Molecule: messenger RNA, 228 nt
Organism: Bipolaris zeicola 26-R-13
Lineage: Eukaryota; Fungi; Ascomycota; Dothideomycetes; Pleosporales; Pleosporaceae
Exons: 1
Source: RefSeq, a predicted model, not a curated record
CCGCCAUGUCCUUUCUCUUCGGCAAGAAGAACAAGCAGCAGCAGCAGCAACAGCAACAGCAACCCACCACCGCGCUCCCACCAGCCACUAGGGAUAUCACAUCUGCACAUGGCCCAUCGCAACAGCCACCCGCGCUCAACGGAGCCCCUGCUCGCGACGCUGAAAAGUCUCGCGGUGGCCCCCAGGGCCCUACCACGACCCCUAGCGGCAGCGUCAACAACUCAUUAA